Messenger RNA from Dictyostelium discoideum AX4, 3843 nucleotides. RefSeq names its product P-type ATPase. Lineage: Eukaryota; Evosea; Eumycetozoa; Dictyosteliales; Dictyosteliaceae. The transcript has 2 exons. The record is from RefSeq and is a predicted model, not a curated record. Gene Ontology annotation, cellular component: plasma membrane; membrane. The coding region runs from base 1 to 3843 and encodes 1280 amino acids. Gene Ontology annotation, biological process: copper ion transmembrane transport; monoatomic cation transmembrane transport; monoatomic cation transport. Gene Ontology annotation, molecular function: ATP hydrolysis activity; nucleotide binding; metal ion binding.
AUGGCAAUUUCACUUGACGGAUGUAAUUGCAAUUGUAUUAAAUGUUCAUGUAAUGAUCUUUUACAAGGAUUAAUUGAAACUGAAAAUAAAUCCACAACAUGUUGUUCUUCACCAAUCAUUGGACAACAACAAAAACCAAACGAAAGUAAUGGUUGUAAAUGUGAAAGUGGAAGUUGUGGAGAUAGUGGUGUUGAAAGUGAUGGACAACAACAACAACAAUCUACAGUUGAAAGAAAAUGUUGUCCAAUUUCAGGAUUAAUUGAAAAUACAUUUUUCAGAUUCUACAUUCCACAAUUAAAAGGUAAUGAAGAAUUGGUUGAAACUAUUAAACAAACAUUACAAGAGAUUUCAACCGAUGUUAUCUAUGUAAACAUUGAUUAUACCAAUCAAAUAGUUCAAGUUGAAUGUAGUGUCGAUCGUUAUUUAUUUAAAAUUUUAAAACAAUUUAAAUCUUUAAAUUUAGAAGUUGCUGCAAUUCAAUCAAAAGAAUGUCCAGAAUUAAUGGAAUCAAUGGAAAAUACACCAUUAUUAAAUGAUGGUAGUAUAUUACAAUCACCAAUUAAUAAUAAUAAUAAUAAUAAUAAUAAUAAUGAUGGUGAUUAUAAUAGUAGAGAAAGAGUAUUUGAAAUUAAAGGUAUGAAAUGUGAAGUUGGUUGUGCCAAUAGAAUUGAAGCAACAUUAUUACAAAAUAAAAAUAUUCAUUCAGUUAAAAUCAAUUUUAAAACCAAACAAUUAUUCGUUAUUGCAAGUGUAAAUGAUAGAACCAUUAGAAAAACAAUUGAAAAAUUGGGUUUUAAAUGUCAAAAACAAAAGCAACAACAACAACAAACAUCAACAGUUACUUCACCAUUAUUAUUAGAUUAUUCAAAUUCAUCAUCUUCAUCAUCAUUAAAUGAUAUUAGUAGUAUUACUAAAUCUCCAUUUGAACCAAUUUCAUCAUCAGAUGAAGAAGUUGUUGAAAUUAAUAAUAAUAAUAAAUAUAAUAAUUCAACAUCAAUUGAAAUGGAAUCAAUUGAUAUUAAAAUUGAUAAUAAUAAUAAUAAUAAUAAAUUAGAAUUAAUUGAAAUAAUAUCAAUUGGUGUAUUUGGUAUGACAUGUGCAUCAUGUGUUGGUAUGGUCGAACAUAGUAUUAAAAGUGUUGAUGGUGUAAUUGAAUGUAAUGUUAAUUUAUUGGCCGAAAGAGCUGAAAUUAAAUAUAAUUCAUCGAUUUGUAAAGAUGUUAAAGAAAUUCAAGAAUCAAUUGAAAUAUUAGGAUUUGAAACUAAAUUAAUUCAACAAUCAAAAGCUGGUACUUUUCAUUUAAAACUUUUAAAUUAUCAAGAAAAACAAUCCAAUAAACUAAAUGAUGAACAACCAUUAUUAUUAUUUGAUGAUUUAAAAAUUAAAUUUCAAGGUAUUUCAAAUUUAGAAAUUAUUAAACAACACUCAUCAUCAUCAUCACAAAAGAAAAAUAAAAAAAAUAAAAAUAGUGGUGAUCAAAUUGUUUUAUUAAAAGUUGAUGGUGAUUCAUAUCAAAUCGGAGCAAGAGUUAUAAUGAAAUCAUUGAAAUUAGAUUAUGAUAUUGAUAGUGAAUUAUUUAAUCCAGAGACUGAUGAUAUUAAGAAUUCGUUAAUGAGAAAGAGAGAAAUUAAGAAAUGGAAACAUUUAUUCAUAUUUUCAAUAUCAUGGACAUUGCCAUUGAUUAUUAUUGCAAUGAUAUUGGUACCGAUAAAGAGUAUUAAAUUCUUACAUUAUCAAUUAGCUGAUGGGUUCCCAGUUGAAGCAUUGAUAGGUUUCAUUUUAGCAACCCCUGUCCAAUUUAUAAGUGGUGCUACAUUUUAUAAAGUUUCAUAUGCUGCCGUUAAAAAUUUACAUGGUAAUAUGGAUUUAUUAGUUGCAGUUGGUUCAACAUGUGCCUAUGUUUAUUCAGUAAUUUCAAUUAUCAUUGGUAUAGUAAACCCAAUGUAUGAAGCAAUGCAUUUCUUUGAAACUUCUGCAAGUUUAAUUACAUUCAUUAUUCUUGGUAGAUGGUUAGAAAAUAUUGCAAAGGGUCAUACUUCAUCAGCAAUUGUAAAAUUAAUGAAUUUACAAUCAAAAGAAACCACAUUAGUUACAUUAAGAAAUCAAGAUAAUUACAAUGGCUCAUCAACUGCACCAAUUAUAAUUGAAUCUGAAGAAAUUAUACAAUCAUCAUUAAUUUCAUAUGGUGAUUUAUUAAAAGUUAUACCAGGUCAAUCAAUUCCAACUGAUGGUAUUGUUAUUAAUGGUUCAUCAUCAUGUGAUGAAAGUAUGAUCACUGGUGAGAGUAUACCAGUAUUGAAGAAAGUUAAUGAUUCAGUUACUGGUGGUACAUUGAAUUUGGAUGGUGUUUUAAUUAUUAAGGCAAAUAAAAUCGGUAGUGAGAAUACAUUAUCACAAAUCAUUGGGUUAGUUCAACAAGCUCAAACUUCAAAAGCACCAAUUCAACAAUUAGCAGAUACAAUCUCAAAAUAUUUCGUACCAAUCAUUCUAUUAUUAGGUUUAAUUACAUUUGGUAUUUGGAUAGCUGUAACCGAGACAAAUUCAGUAUCUGCUGAAUGGAGACAUAAUACAUCACCAUUCCUAUACUCAUUCUUAACUGCAAUCUCUGUAAUUGUAAUUGCAUGUCCAUGUGCAUUAGGUUUAGCAACCCCAACUGCUGUUAUGGUUGGUACUGGUGUUGGUGCUUCAAUUGGUAUAUUAAUUAAAGGUGGUAAACCAUUAGAAACUGCUCAUAAAGCAACUGCAAUUUUAUUUGAUAAAACUGGUACAAUUACAACUGGUAAAAUGAAUGUAACUGAUUAUCGUGUAAACCAUCAAUCAAACAACAACGAUAACAACAACAACAACAACUCUGCUCCAAAAGAAGAAGAAGAUAAAUUAUUUUUUAAAAUUGUUGGUGCAGCUGAAAGUGGUUCAGAACAUCCAAUUGGUAAAGCAAUUGUACAAUUUUGCAAACAAACUUUAACCACCAAAGGUGCAGAUCCAAUUGGUUCGCCAAUGAUUCAAGAUUAUCAAUUCCCACCAGUUUCAGAUUUUAAAGGUAUUGCUGGUAGAGGUUUAUCAUGUAUUGUAGAUUCAUUAAUUCAAUGUAAAAUUGGUAAUUUAUCAUUUAUGAAAGAUAAUUCAAUUAAUGUACCAAUUGAAUUCGUUGAAUUAGCUCAAUCAUGGGAAACAAAUGGUAAAACUGUAAUUUAUGUUUCAUAUGGUGAUAGCAAUGAUGACAAUGAUACCACUAGUACCACCACUAUUUUAUUUAAAGGUAUAAUGUCAAUUUCAGAUAUACCAAGAGAUGAUUCAAAAAGAGCAAUAAAGAAAUUAAAAUCAAUGGGAUUAAAAUGUUACAUGGUAACAGGUGAUAAUAAAAGAGCAGCUAAAUUCAUUGCAAAUCAAGUUGGCAUUGAUGAAGAUCAUAUCUAUUCAGAGGUUAUACCAAAAGAGAAAGCAGAGAAAGUUUCAGAUUUACAAGCUAGUGGUAAUGUAGUUUGUUUCGUUGGUGAUGGUGUUAAUGAUUCACCUGCAUUGUCACAAGCUGAUGUUGGUAUUUCAGUUGCAACUGGUACUGAUAUCGCUAUUGAAUCAUCUUCAAUCGUUUUAUUGAAAAAUUCACUCACUGAUGUUUAUCGUUCAAUUCAUUUAUCGAGAGUAGUUUUCCGUAGAAUUAAAAUUAAUUUCACAUUAGCUUUAAUCUAUAAUCUUUGUGCUGUUCCACUAGCCGCUGGUUUAUUUAGAGUAAUCUUUGGUGUGUCUUUACCACCAAUGGCUGCUGCUGCUGCAAUGGUAGUUUCUUCAUUAUCAGUUUUAUCUUCUUCAUUAUUAUUAAAACUUUAUUCUUCACCAAAUUAA